Molecule: messenger RNA, 1884 nt
Organism: Myzus persicae (green peach aphid)
Lineage: Eukaryota; Metazoa; Arthropoda; Insecta; Hemiptera; Aphididae
Gene: L2HGDH
Product: L-2-hydroxyglutarate dehydrogenase, mitochondrial
Exons: 7
Coding region: 310-1656 (448 amino acids)
Molecular function (GO): (S)-2-hydroxyglutarate dehydrogenase activity; (S)-2-hydroxy-acid oxidase activity
Source: RefSeq, a predicted model, not a curated record
UUAAUUAUAAUCUAUUAUCGUUGUCUCAUAUUUGACUCCUAAAAACGGAUGGAGUAGGUUAAGAUGGGACUUAGAACUUGGGGAGUAGUUUAGCCUUCACUAGUUAGCACUUUACUCUUUAAUAAUUAUUUUCUGAUUUUACUACGAAGAAUUAAUAAGUACAAAAUAUAAAAGACGAGUCCCUUAAUUAGACUAAUAAUUUAUUCAACAAACAGCAGUCACAAAAGAAACGUUCAAACUUCGAAUAUAUUUAUCUAGUAAGAUUUGUAUAUUCACAGAACAAAAAACAACUGUUAUACCUUAACCAAAAUGAAACCAGUCCAAAUAACUACAAUGAAAAUGGAAAUUGUUAACUUAUUUUCAAGUUCAUACGCUCGUUUUUAUAGCAAAGGUCAGAAGAAUAGUUACGAUGUAUUAGUUGUGGGAGGAGGUAUUGUUGGAUUUGCAACUGCACGAGCAUUAUUAUCACGCAAUAAGCAUCUACGUGUAGGUCUUGUAGAAAAAGAAAAUCAGCCUUCAGUUCAUCAAAGCGGACACAACAGCGGAGUUAUACAUGCGGGCAUAUAUUACAAACCAGGCUCGAUGAGAGCAAAAAUGUGCAUUGAAGGCCUCUAUAAAACUUAUGAAUAUUGUGCCAAAAAUAAUAUACCACAUAAAAAAUGUGGAAAACUCAUUGUUGCCACUGAAGAAUCCCAAAUAAAAAGUUUAAAUGACUUGUAUGAGCGAGGAUUAGAAAAUGGUACUCCUGAUAUAAAGUUGAUAAAUGGAAAUGAUAUCAAGACCAUUGAACCAUAUUGUAAUGGUGUACGAGCAAUUCAUUCACCACAUACAGGAAUUGUGGAUUGGGCAGUAGUGACAAAACAUUAUGCAACAGACUUCGCAAAUUUGGGUGGUCAAAUAAUUUACAAUUUUAAAGUGAAAUCAUUUGAAGAAUGUAAACAUAACAGAGCACUUAAAAUAAUUUCUGAAAAAAAUAACGAAGUAUUAGCAGAUUAUGUUGUUACGUGUGGUGGACUACAAUCUGAUAAAUUAUCAUUGAUGACUGGAUGUAAAGCUGAUCCAUACAUAUUACCCAUACGAGGUGAAUAUCUUUUACUUGGCAAAGAAAAAGCACAUCUUGUUAAAGGCAAUAUAUAUCCAGUGCCUGAUCCCAGUUUACCAUUUCUUGGUGUUCAUUUUACACCAAGAAUGGAUGGUUCGGUUUUUUUGGGUCCAAAUGCAGUUCUGGCUCUAAAACAAGAAGGAUACAGCUGGAAUGAUGUUAGUAUUUCUAAUACAAUAAGGCUUUUAAAACUAGAUGGUGUACAAAAACUAAUGGCAAAACAUAUGAAAUUUGGCAUAAAUGAAACUAUCAAGUCUUUAUUUCCUGCCAAGCAGCUAAAAGAAAUACAAAAUUAUAUUCCAGCCAUCAAACAAAAUGAUAUUAAAAGAGGUCCUACGGGUGUUCGUGCUCAACCACUGUGGGCAGAUGGAACAAUGGCAGAGGAUUUAGUGCUAGACAUAGCCUCAAAUGAUCCUUCAGAUUUAGUGAAGUAUAGAAUAAUGCAUUGCCGAAGUGCUCCAUCACCUUCGGCAACAUCAUCACUACCAAUUGGUGAAGUUAUUGUAGACAAAAUGUUUGCAAAAUACCCGCAUUUAAACCUUUUACCAAAUUAAAUUAUCAAUAUCUAUAGUGUUAUGAUAAUGUGAUCUACUUUAGUUUAUGUGGUGUGAGUAAGGUACAUUUGUUAAAAAUUAACAUAGAUUUAAGUCUCUGAGAAAAUAUUAACCAAACAGGCUAAUUUUUACACAGAGAAGCACAUUAACCAAAUACAAUGUAUGAUUUUGAAUCAAAAAUACAAAUUAUAUUACCACCAUAAUAAAUGUGAUGAUGACUAUUCUGCA